AUGGAUUCAGAUUCGCUGGAAAAUGAAGCUGUGCCAGACGAGAAGACAGCGAUUCCAAACACCGAGCCCUGUGCUGCGGUUGACCCUGCACCUUUGCAGCAAGAGCCCAUCGACCAAGAAGGCCUGGAGGAUGAUGAAAUUCAAGCACAAAUUGAUCUCCUCAAGGACUUCCUGGAGCGCCUUGAGGUCACCAGGCCGGAGGUGGUAAGAGUGACCCAGGCACGGCAUGCACUUUGGCGCUUUGGACGUGCUUUCCGUGAAGGGCACAACGGACCAGACCGUUACCAUCAAAGUGAAGUGAGGCGACACAUUGCCCAGUUCUGGUCGCACUCCUGGCGUGGCAACAAUACUGUGUCCAAGAUCCUGCUGCUUCUUGUGGUGUACAACGGCUUGCCAGCCGUUCUGGUUGGCUCGGUGGCUUUUGUGUCCGUGCGGAUCGGCCUGCAGCCGGAGUUUGAGCUGCGGCCUACUGUGCCCAACGCUGCAGCUUGGAGUAUGCUGGCGGGCGUUGUUCUCUCAAGCCUCACGUUGCUGACAUGGCCAUCUCGCAGACGAGUUUUUCUGGAUAGAAUCUGCAUCCACCAGAAAGACGAGAGGCUGAAGGCCGAAGGCAUGCUCAACUUAGCAGCACUGUUGAAGCAUUCGCAGAGCCUGCUGGUGUGUUGGGAUCCAAGCUACAUGCACCGCAUGUGGUGUACGGUAGAGCUAGCCGCGUACCUGAAAUGUCAUCCAGAGGGUCCACUGAUCAUAAGGCUAUUAGUGGAUGCCUUGAACACUGGUUUGGCUCCGACACGGCUUUUGAUGCUCUUGUCCAGCAAGACGUUUCUGCAGCGUUCCAGUGCGGUGUGA
Messenger RNA from Symbiodinium necroappetens, 849 nucleotides. The record is from the annotation of a GenBank genome assembly. Lineage: Eukaryota; Dinophyceae; Suessiales; Symbiodiniaceae.